AGUGGGGCCUUAAGCUAUAGCUUGUUUAACUUAUAUGUAAACCCGGCACUGGCUCUAAUGAUUAAUUGGAUCAAUGCGGUACCCCUGUCCAGAAACCCAUCUCCCAGGGCCCAACACCUUCCUUCCUUCCUUCCUUCCUUCCUUCCUUCCUUCCUUCCUUCCUUCCUUCCUUCCUUCCUUCCUUUAUAUACCACCGUUAUCUUCCAAGCAUCUCAAGAUGUACAUGGUUUGCCUCCUCCCCAUUUCACCCUCCCAGCAACCCUGUGAGGUAGGUGACUGGCCCAUGGCCACCCAGGGAGUGGGGAUUUGAACCCUGCUCUCUCAGGUCCAACACUCUUAAAACCCUUCAUGCCCCACUGGCUGUUUUCAUUGGCCUUCCUCAGCUGGGUGCCCUCUGCCUGUUUCGGACGUCCGGUCCCUUGGCUGGCGCAGGGUGGAGUAGCCCCGUCCUUGAAUGCUGAGUCUGGGUGUUUUUCGGGCAUGCAAAUAUUGAUCCGUUCUUUCUCCUCCUCUGCCACAGGGUCCUUGGGUGACCUUUGUCCUUUCCCCUGCUUGCCAGAGCUGAUGCUCAAAAUGUCCUGCUCUCACGAGAAGACCACGAGAAGCCUCUUCGUCUGCCUGGCUCUCGUCACGCUGGGCGACACCCGACUUUCCUUCCGGAGAAAAGGGUGUAGACCACCAGAGCCGCCCGCUCACAGUGCCUACCGAUGCCAGGCCCCCCUGUGCCAGGAGCCUCUUCCAGGCUCAGACCUGUUCGGACCCGAAACGGUGCUGGAAUUCUACUGCCUGCCUGGAUACGUCACGACCAGCCUGCCAGCCCUUGCCUUCUGCCGAGGAGGGCAGUGGAAUAUGCUGAGAGACCUCGCUUGCAUGCCCCCAGGAACUCCACGUCCCGACGCCUUCCUCUCCGUGGCCUCCGUCCCCAUGGUGCUGGCUGCCGCCGUGAUCUUUUCCGCCAUCCUGGUGACGGUUGUGGCUUGUGUCCUCCUGAAGUCGAGACUCCACUUCUGCCGCUGCCUCAGUUCCUACGAACCCCUGGACGACCCGUUGGAGCAAGUGGAAGAGCUCGACGUGCCCGGACUGGACUGCAGCGGAGGCCCCCUCCCCUCAUACGAAGAGGCUGUCUACGGUCACACGGGGUGCCCCUCGCCACCGGCGGCGCAGGGCCCGACCCCUCUGGUCCUUUCCCAGGAAGCCUGGGCCCCCCCAGAUCUCUGCAGCCUUGGAGAGGAGCCACCUUCGUACGAGGACUCCUUGGUGGCAGCUUCUGCCGAAUCGGGACCCGCCCCAGGAAGAGAGUCAUCCUCCCGGCUCCCCACAUCGCUCUUGCCCCCAGGUGCUGGAAAGAAGGACGGUCCUUAGCCCACGUUGCAGCGCUUUUGUUGAUCCGCCUUGGAGCCACAAUUUCCUUCCUUCCUUUCCCCUCCACCCUUUUCCAAGUGGCUCCCUGUACAAUCUUGGAGGGGGGGCAAGAAUUACGGGGGUGCCCUAAGGAAGCCCUGCCCCUCCCUGAUCAAACGCUGCUAUUGGAGGGCAGUGGUGGGCGGAGUGAUGCAUCCGCCAAUGAGGGACUGACUUAAUACCCCCGGCCAAUCGUCCUGCGGCAGUGGAGCCAUAUUGCAGAUUCAAUGGGCUGGUUGGUUUUCCGUGUCAGGACACAAGUAGGAAUUCUGUCCUGAGAAUUUUGGUUGUUGUUUUUCUUAAUUUACGUUUUAAUUUUAUUUUAAAGCCUUUUUCUUAAUUCAUUUUAUUUCCCAAAGCAAAACGUGAGUGUGUGGAUAUGGGUGAAACUCAUAAUUCCUUCUCUCCUAAGCCUUCCUUGCCUGCUGAGCUCAGAAAUCUCGCAGCUUGGAGGCUGCACUGGGUGCCUCCAGGGGACCAGUUUGGAUCUGCCGCUGACUGCUCCCUUGCCCCAGUAACGGAUGGAAGUCUUGGCCCAAAUGGACCGGGGGAACUGUUCAUAUAUUGACUCCCUCCGCUGAAUUUGGUUCUGCAGGAACAGACUCGUGACUUUGCUGAAGAGGCCAGCCUGAAAGCAGUAUUGACAUUUGCAAGAACUCUGGGUUAAUCGCCCCACGUUGUCUCAAUGUACACUCUCCGAUAUACUUUUGAAUGCUCUUUGUCAUGUUCAGAGA
Molecule: messenger RNA, 2135 nt
Organism: Podarcis raffonei (Aeolian wall lizard)
Lineage: Eukaryota; Metazoa; Chordata; Lepidosauria; Squamata; Lacertidae
Product: sushi domain-containing protein 4-like
Exons: 4
Coding region: 349-1362 (337 amino acids)
Source: RefSeq, a predicted model, not a curated record